AUGAGAGAUCCCACCACCGAAAUGGAACCAAGCUCGCAACAAACGACCAACGGGUCGACAGCCUCGCGUCGAAAUCCGAAUAAAUCUGUCCGCGUUGCGUUUGGUCCUGAUUUAGAAACUACGAUCCCCGCCCGCGAUAGAUCUCCAGCCCCGUUGGCUGGGCACCAUCGUUCUCUCACCACGGUUGAACACAGGCAGCCUACCCUCACACCACCAGCAAGACCAACAAGUUCCUCCGGGGAGAAUAUUGCAAUCGGAGAUGCUCCACCUCGCCGCCCCUCACCUCGGAGAUCUGAGAGCAGCCGACCGGCCAUGUUAAAAAGGGCCAAGAGCGACUAUGGCCCAAGCCGGAUAACUUUUGAUAAAGCAGCAGGCGAUGACGAUGAAGACUUCGCUAUGCGACAUGGGUGGCAGGAGGAAUAUACUUCCAGCGAAUAUCUCAAGAUCUUGCAUUCGAAUUUCUACAUGUACUUCACCGAAAAGCGUCAUGAAACAAACGGCAUUCCUCGAGAUCCGGUCGGCAGCUGGCCCAGUCAGGACUGGCGCAUGAAAGAUCGCCUCAAGACCGUCUCUGCGGCAUUGGCGAUCUGUCUGAAUAUCGGUGUCGACCCUCCUGACGUUGUCAAGACAAACCCAACGUCCAAGCUUGAAUGCUGGGUGGAUCCCACUUCGACCACGGGCGGUGGCCAAAACAAGAUAAUGGAGCAAAUCGGCAAGAAGCUGCAGGAGCAAUACGAGACUCUGAGUCUCCGGACUAGGUACAAGCAGUAUCUCGAUCCAUCAGUUGAUGAGACCAAGAAAUUCUGCAUCUCCCUUCGCCGAAAUGCCAAGGAUGAGCGAGUCCUCCUGCAUUACAAUGGACACGGAGUACCAUUGCCAACUCAAUCAGGCGAAAUCUGGGUCUUCAACAAGAAUUACACCCAGUACAUUCCAGUCCCACUGUAUGAUCUGCAAUCUUGGUUGGCCGGGCCUAGUCUUUUCGUCUUUGAUGUGUCACAUGCAGGCAACAUCGUUCAAAAUUUCCACACUUUUGUCGAGAAGCACGAGAAAGAGAAUGUCGAAGCCAAGAAAAGAGACCCGAAUGCCAUCGUUCAAAAUUAUGGUGAUUGUAUCAUACUCGCUGCUUGCCAGAAGGCAGAAUCUCUACCCACCAACCCGGAUCUCCCUGCCGACUUAUUCACCUGCUGCCUGACAACGCCGAUUGAAAUCGCGUUGCGAUUCUUCAUAUUGCAGAAUCCUCUCAGGACAGACAUAUCUAUUGACGAUUUUCGGGUACCCGGUCGGCUCCAAGAUCGCCGUAGUCCUUUGGGAGAAUUGAACUGGAUAUUCACUGCCAUCACUGAUACUAUCGCGUGGAACACCUUGCCACGGGCGUUGUUUAAGAAACUCUUUCGGCAGGAUCUGAUGGUAGCUGCUCUCUUCCGCAACUUCUUGCUCAGCGAGCGCAUCAUGCGCACGUACAAAUGCCAUCCAAUCUCUUCACCGGAACUCCCUGAAACACACCACCACCCACUAUGGAAAAGCUGGGAUCUUGCAGUCGAGAUGGUACUGUCCCAGCUCCCAGCUCUGAUUGAUCAGGAAGAAGGGCGUCGGCUGUAUGAAUACCAACAUUCAACAUUCUUCGCUGAGCAACUCACUGCCUUUGAAGUUUAUCUCUCGUCUGGCCCCACAGAAAGAAACCCUCCAGACCAGCUUCCCAUUGUCUUACAGGUUCUGUUGAGUCAAGCACAUCGGCUGCGGGCUUUAAUUCUAUUGAGCAAAUUUUUGGACCUUGGCCCUUGGGCCGUCCACCUUGCGCUUAGUAUUGGCAUUUUCCCUUAUGUUGUUAAGCUGCUGCAGUCAGCAGCCCAAGAACUGAAGCCCGUUAUGGUAUUCAUUUGGGCCAGAAUUAUGGCAGUCGACCACACGGUACAAAACGAUUUGCUCAAAGACAACGGAAUUCACUAUUUCAUUUCAAUCCUGAACCCUACUUCUCCUAUUCCUGUUGGAAAUGCCAGCGAACAUCGUGCCAUGUGUGCCUUUAUAGUCUCUAUAUUUUGCAAGAACUACCCGCAGGGCCAGAAUGUUUGCCUCUCUGGGGAGCUGUUUGACUCGUGUCUCAGGCAUCUCAGCGAUGUAGAAAACCCUUUACUUCGUCAAUGGUCAUGCCUUUGUCUCAGUAUGCUCUGGUGCGAUUUCCCCGAAGCAAAAUGGAUGGGCAUCCGAUGUGCGGCUCCUGCGAGACUGUGCGAGUUGAAUUUUGACCCUGUGCCUGAAGUUCGCGCCGCCAUGCUGCACGCUGUCACCACGUUCCUGGGAAUCCCUGAUCUGACCGAUCAAGUGGCACAAAUCGAGGAGACUUUAGCCCUGGCGGUCUUGCCGAUGUCUGCUGAUGGUAGUGUGGUCGUGAGGAAAGAGCUGCUUGUCUUUUUGUCGACAUUCGUCAGACGCCACCAGAAUAAGUUCCUGGUCGCGGCUUUCGAGGAACUCCAGGAAGAAAAACGGUCUCUGCAUCAACGCUUCGAGGGCGAGACCUCCCAGGCCGGAGGCUCUGGCUCCAACCAACCCCAGCUUUCCCGUAACACCACCUUCGGGGCCAUUUGGAAGCAGCUUUUAGCUCUUUCGGUUGACCCUCACCCUGAUAUCGCCCAGGAUGCCGCUGUGGUUGUCGAUUACAUCCAUUUGGCUUUGCUGGAGUCCCCCAUGGCAUUCAUAACCAACAAGCUUCAAAAAGAGAUUUUGAAAAUCACAGGCUUAUCCCAAGUCCAAUCUCAUGAGCGAAACGAAGCAAAGAAGACCGCUCCCCCUUCAACACCACCCACAUCUGCUGCUGCAACCUCAAGGCAAGAAGGUUAUCUUUCAAUGGGCUUCAAGCGAACCGCCAGCGUCGCUGCCUCUUUGAAAAACCUCGCCUUUGGUAACUCGGCGGCAGGAGACCCAUCAUCUGACUCCUCAAACCCCCCUUCACCUUCAACAAGCCGUAUGCCGAUCACCCCUCGCGGUCGAGCCCCUAUUGAAUGGACUCGACCCCCAGAGGUCAAUGAUCAUGUUGCGCCUGCGACAACAUACCACCAAGCUCCUGUUCCAACAUCCCGAGGUUUUGAGCCCAAGGGAUUCGACGUUGUGCCGGUCAUCCCUUUGAAGAGCAGAUUCCUUGACUGGUCUACUGAGUAUUUCCGGGAGCCCCAGAUGAAGCCCAACGAGCCGGAUGAGCCGGGUAGCUCGGACUACAACCAACGUCUUUGGAGACGCGGCCGCAAUGAAAGGAUCAUUGCCGAGACCCAACCCCUCAAGGCGAAGGCUGGAGCGAGCCGGUGGGAUAAUUCCGUUGCUCUACUGUCCAACAGUAGCCAGCCUCACAAGAUGUGCUUCCAUCAAUUUGAAGACCAUCUUGCGGUUGCAGAUGAUCGGGAUACUAUUGCAAUCUGGGACUGGCAGAGCCACAAGCGCCUCAACCAAUUCUCAAACGGGAACCCGGCCGGAUCUAAAAUCAACGAAAUUCGAUACAUUAACGAGGACGACCAGGCACUCCUAAUGACUGGCUCUUCUGAUGGUGUAAUUAAGCUCUUCCGCCACUACGAAACCAAUAAUGACAUCGAGGUGGUCACGGCUUUCAGGGCGCUCCCUGAACUGAUCCCAAGCAACCGCAACGCAGGACUUGUGCUUGAUUGGCAGCAAGGUCAAGGCAAAGCUCUUGUUGCAGGAGAUGUAAAGGUCAUUCGUGUCUGGAAUGCUGCGACCGAAGACAUUCCCGCGCGAUCUGGCUCCUGCAUCACUUCGUUGACAUCCGACCAAGUAGCAGGCAACAUUUUCGUUGCAGGUUUUGGUGAUGGUGCAGUUCGAGUCUUCGACCAGCGCUUGAAGCCAACCACAUCUAUGGUCAAGGUUUGGCGUGAGCAUAAGCAAUGGAUCACCAAUGUCCAUAUGCAACGCGGCGGAUUGCGUGAAUUGAUUUCAGGUGGCCGCAAUGGCGAGGUUCGACUGUGGGAUCUCCGCAUGGACAGUCCUAUCUCUACCAUAUAUGCUACCAAAGACACACUGCGAACCUUGAGUGUCCACGAACACGCUCCAGUUUUCAGCAUGGGAACCAAUCGCCACGAAGUCAAGACUUUCAACGUGGAUGGUACAUACCUAUCCACAUUUGAGCCGUACUCGAGCUUCCUUCAUCAUAACCGAUCAUCCCCGAUCGCCGGCACAGCCUUCCAUCCUCACCGGACUGUGCUUGCCUGUGCGGCGUUGAAUGAUCACCAUGUCAAUCUCGUGUCCUGCUAA
Messenger RNA from Penicillium soppii, 4251 nucleotides. RefSeq names its product ubiquitin-binding TORC1 subunit KOG1. Gene Ontology annotation, biological process: TOR signaling; cellular response to amino acid stimulus; positive regulation of cell growth. Gene Ontology annotation, cellular component: TORC1 complex; cytoplasm. The coding region runs from base 1 to 4251 and encodes 1416 amino acids. The transcript has 6 exons. NCBI's taxonomy places the organism in Eukaryota, Fungi, Ascomycota, Eurotiomycetes, Eurotiales, Aspergillaceae. The record is from RefSeq and is a predicted model, not a curated record. Gene Ontology annotation, molecular function: protein binding; protein-macromolecule adaptor activity.